AGAGAGCGCGCGCGAGGAAGGAUGCUCUGCGCCCGGACGUUUGCUGAUCUCCUCAGACUCUCCAAGGAGGCUGCGAUGGAGACAGGAUGAAUCUGGCAGGGUGUUUUCAAAGGAAAGUGCCUCUGGGGUGCCGUUACCCGGUGGUAAGACUGCCAGAACCGUAUAUUUCGGACAAGGAGGAGGAGUAAAUGACCAUUUUGUCGAUGCCUGAGGAUUAUGGACCGUUACAAGAAAAAGACGGACCUUGAAACGGUUUGGGUAGCUGCUUAGUUCUUCUUUCUGUUCUUCUGUGCCAUAGCUAACACAUUUGAGCGUUUAUUCGCGUUGGUUACCAUCUGACCAAAUGUUGAAUUAAGCUUUCCACUGACGUGGGAUAUGCUGUUGGUACGUCAUUUUUUGUUUUUGUUGGACAAAGACUCGUGUAGGUUCCCAAACCUGUGGGCAGGUGCCGCUUCACAGACAGUAUGAUUCAAUAUUUGGAUAUAACGUUAUUUUUUUUUGUGUUUCGCUCUAUUGCGCAUGCCUAGCCGUAGAUAGAGAAUGCUGCCCAGCGCCACUUCACUCCCUCCCGGCCGUGGUAUAGGAGCAAAAGUCGAAGGAGCGGAGGACUGAAUAAAAAUGCGUUGGCAAAGUGUCAUCGUGGCGACCACAGGAUUUGACUCGAGAUCACAGACGAAAUAGAUUGUGCCAUCAACUAAAGAAUGUCAGGGACCACACCGAAUGCGGACGCCGAAGGAGUUGUCUCCAAAGUACAAGUGAAAAAGGAGAUCAAGACAAUCGUGGAGAAUUUGGAAACCAUCCUUGGAGACCUUAAGGAUGUAGCCAAAGAGCUCAAAGAGGUUGUUCACGAGAUUGACACCUUGACCUGUGACCUGCAGUUGGAAGAGGACGGGCUGACAGAGAGCUCCAAGACGGACACGCUCAAUUCCAGCUCCAGCUCCACCACCACCACCACAACGGCGUCCAGCCUGGAGAAGAUGAAACUCUUCCCCGAUGACUGCAUCUUCAAAACACAGGUGCCCCUCAGUCCGGCCCCUGUCCAGCCUUCUUCUGUCUUGACGGUCCUCAAGAAACCCCACCCCCCGCUGCCACCACCCAGACAUACUCCACUGAGGGCUGAGGAUCACAACAGCAGGAAUUUGCCUCAUCCAACAUUAGUCUUAUCAGGGAAUAUAUCCAAGGCUAACGGGGCUUUAAGGAACGGCGGGGUUUUCCCACUCAAACCAAACAAGGAUUUAUUCUCCUCCACUCCGUGCUUCAUUUCCGGUGAAAGCGGGAUCCCCGAAUCAGGUCUUGUUCCUACGCUGCCCAGACCCAUGCCGCUUCUCCGUCAUGAAAAGAAUAAAUGCCCCAAGGCCCCCAGCAGGGAGCCCCGUGAGAGAGAGCGUGUCCGUUUCAGUGAGAAAGUGCAGUAUCACGGCUACUGUCCAGACUGUGACCUUCAAUAUGACGUUGAUGACACAGAGUUACACUUACAGGCUGAGCUUAAUGGCUUAAGGCUCAGCCCUGUGCACUGCUGCUCUUCCUCCUCCCCGUCCCCGUCUCACGCGCUUUCUCAUGACUUAAUGUUGGAAAACGGAGGGCUCUCAGUGAGCCACAGUUUCCCACCAACUACAAACACUCCUCCACCUUGCGUGCCUCCUCACACACCUUCCCUAAAGCCCCAUAAAACAAUCCUACGCAAAUCAACCACCACAACGGUUUGACAGCAAACACCCCUGCCAUGUCUUGACUUAAACAUUCUUGAAUCAUUGAUAGUGUUUUCUACUUUCUGAGCACUCUCUACUCCAGCUGAACUUUGGAUUAUCCAGACGGAAAGAGGAGGUGUUGGGAAACAGAAAACAAAUGGAUGGAUAAAGUGAGUGGAAUGGAGAGAAAGGCAUCGCCACAAGCACUCAGAAGUAAACAGGGAGAUCAGGAAGAGGAGGGCCCGUUGAGAGACUCGGGCUGAGAGAGGAGGGGGGCGCCGGCCACGCUGGCUGAUGGACCCUGGUUGAUCAGGGAAGGAGGAGCCAGAGCCGAGCCCCAAACAUCAACCCUCUUUCACACGAAGUGCUAAUGGCUCUCAACCAACAGGAGACGGUAUCCUCGUGGACAGAAUCGUACUUUGGAGCACCGCACUACUUCCAGGCACAGCUGUGCAGGGGCAGAGUAGGAGGGGCAGAGCCCGUAUUCGAGCAAAAAGAUGACCCAUAUUGUCGGUGGCAGUAUGUUCCUUCACAGAGACAGCUGAAAUAAAGUUUAUGAUACUGGCGAAGUCCUAUCAUCAGAAGUAACGAGGCAAGUUUAGAUGAAUUGGUACACGGUGGGAUGAAAUAACGUCAGCUUGUCUUUGAUUGAUGUCCGCACAGACUUUUGCUCUGUGCAUACUCAGAUGGAAAUCAAUAGCUCCACUCAAGAGAUGGAAUUUGCCUUUCAAGAAUCGUAAUUGUUUGUGCGCGGAGAGCACCGUAGGUCUGCCUUUGAGCAAAACGCUGCUCCGCUGAACUGCAGAUAAAGAGAAAAUAAAAUCAGUACGUGCCACAUCACCACCACUGUUUUUUGUAAAGAGCGAUAUUUUCAAAGCGAACGACGGCGUGGUCACUGAGCUGUGUCCAGGCGGCACGUCCAUUGUUCAUCUUUUUUUGAUCGACCGGUGCCAUGUAUCCACGAUCAUAUCACAGCAGCAUGACCAGAUUCAGAACUGAGGGGCAAAUCUGCAGCUUUGUGGGAUUAUCGAAGAAGUAAUAAUUUGCAUCAAAUUUUAUUUCUAUACAAAUCUACAUGUACAUGUUUGAUAUCAAUAUAUUUCAGGCAUUUUUCUACAGAGACUUUAACAUUUUAAGAGAUGAUAUUUUUGAUAUUGUGUUAGAUGACUGAGAGUCUUUUUCUGUCUUAUUCCUUUUUUUCUCUGGUUCUUUUGUUGUUGUUUUUUUAAAUGAGAGCCGUCAUUCUAUCGGAUGUUAUUUACAUGUAAAGCUUGGUGUUUGUGUGGAUGGAAAAAUGUGUGUGCUACCACUGUUGAACUGUGGGAGAAGACAGAAAAAGGAGGCAAAGUGGCGUAAACCAAAUAAUAGUUGUGCUUUAUCAGAGGGGAGGCAUGAGGCAUAAUGAAUGCAUGACUAACCCUUCAGUUUGUCCUGUCAUCACUGUGUUUUUCUAUGCAUUUCUAAGGAGAGGCAGACCGUCGGUGGGUCCAACGUACCGAGAGCUCUGCUCCAUAUAACAGAGGUUAUAUAUAUAGUUAUAUAGUUUUUUUGUUUUUUCUUCUUCCCACAUUUCCUGGUGUGAGGUCCAUGUCGUUAAUACUGCAGUCACAACAGUUUUCUGUUGCUUUAGACGGUUAAUACAGUAAUGCUAAUCGGUGUGAUUACUGAUAUAAACACAAAAAAGCGAGGUUGAAGAGAAAAUAAAAACGCUAUUACAAUAAAGAGGUGAUUAUUCGGAGGUCAUUCUUGACAGUUAUGGACCAGCUGGUGUUUGAUGGCGAGCGGCAUGUUUUUAACAAAAAGCCUCUCUCCGCCAUUAGAGAAGAGACGCCACACCGGUCCACCUCUUUGUUAUCAUUGGACACAGACACUGAAUUCAUGACCACACUCCGGAUCAAUAAAGUGCCAGCUCAAAAAAACAGUUGGGAAAUCUUGAAAGCUGUUGGUAACACUCUGUUGUGUCUUCACAAAAAAAAAAAGAAAAACAACCUUAAGAAGUAAAGACUUUGCACUCAGUAUUGGUGUAUCUGAUUCCUUUAAAGCCAACAAUCAUUUCUAGGUCGAUUUUACGUCCGUACUCUCAAUUGGAAACUGUGCUCUCGUGGGCUAAUCUUUCAUAAUGUCAUGACUCUGCGAGCAGAGUGGCAAAUGCAGGAAAUUAAACCGACCGCAAGAGCAUCACGCUUAAUCAAAGCCACGGAGAAGCAAGGUUUUUUUUUUUUUUUCAAAAAGAAAAAUACAGCAAAUGACAUCAGCAGCUGCAUCUGUCUGGGGAAGAUUAGUGUGAUGAGAUAACAGUCUGGCAGUGCUAUGGGCCAUGAAAUGUCUGUAGAAGAUAUUCUAAUGAAUUCGUGGUGGCUUGUUGUGGUCUUACAGUGGGAAACACAGGCAGAAGCCCACAUCACCAUGUUGAAGGACAGGACUGUAGGGACAGCCGUGGCCUGAAGAACCGGACAGGGAGAAUUGUGGCUGGAAUGUCUUAAGAUCAAAUCCACGUGCUGGAAACAUCAGCAAAAUGUGCAUCAGAAAACGUCACAUUUGACUCAUGUUACCCUCGAGCGAAGAUAUAACUCAAAAAGGAAGACGGUAUUUGUGUGCAACUAUUUGUUGUGAAUGGGAAUUAUGUUGUUUUUAUAGAAAAAUAUAUGAAUCUGUUUAAAUCCUUAAUCACAUUGUCAUUUCUGUGAGUGCUCCUUUUGACCAGAGCUGAUUAGGAAGUCUUACAGGUGUAUAGCAAUCAGUUUACAAAUGCAAGGGGAGCUUUUGAAAAAUGAAAAAAGCGCGUCAUUCACAUUUGAGAUGUAUUCCAAAACGAGAACACAGAAAAGCAAACGGCUCGGAUGACUCCAUGACAGGAAAUCCAUGACACCUCCUGAAUACGACUACAAAACUCUUGCUUUGAAUAACUUAGUUAACUGUGACUUUUAUUAAUCUGAACUAUACUUAUUUAUAUAUAUAUAUACGUAUAAAAUAUACAUAUAGCCUAUAUAUACUCUUCAUAUACCAGCAUUUUUCAAAGAAAAGCUAAAUGUGCUUUUAAAACAAUGAAAGAUUCUUUAAAACUGUUUUUGGUUUCAUUCGAGCACUCUGGCUAUUUGUAAAUAAAUUUAUAAGAAUUCAUGUUUUCUAUUAAGAAUACAGAUUAAAUGC
Molecule: messenger RNA, 4838 nt
Organism: Menidia menidia (Atlantic silverside)
Lineage: Eukaryota; Metazoa; Chordata; Actinopteri; Atheriniformes; Atherinopsidae
Source: the annotation of a GenBank genome assembly